ACGUGGCGCCGGCGGUCGCUCGGCCGAGGCUGCGGCGCGGGGACCGCACGAUCCCGCGUCCGCCUCCGCGCGCCGCGGCCCUGGGCUGUGGCGGGAGGGAAGAUGCCGCAGCCCGAGCGUCGGAAGGCCGCGGCCCUGGGCCGCGCGCGUCGCGGAAACUGAAAAUGGCCCUUCAGCUAUGCUAGGUCUAUAAUGGGAAGUGUCACACUUCGAUAUUUCUGUUAUGGGUGCCUCUUUACAUCUGCGACCUGGACAGUUUUGCUCUUUGUUUACUUUAACUUCAGUGAAGUGACUCAGCCACUUAAGAAUGUGCCCAUCAAGGGGUCUGGGCCCCACGGACCAUUUCCCAAAAAAUUCUACCCCCGUUUCACGCGAGGUCCAAGUCGGGUGUUAGAGCCACAGUUCAAAGCAAACAGAAUUGGUGAUGUGCUUGGUAAUGGCAUUGAAGAUCCAGAAAAAGGCCACCCAAAAUUCUCUUCUGAAUUGGGUAUGAUUUUCAGUGAGCGUGAUCAGGAGCUGAGAGACCUGGGCUAUCAGAAGCACGCCUUUAACAUGCUCAUUUCCAACCGCCUGGGCUACCACAGAGAUGUGCCUGACACCAGGGACGCUGCAUGUAAAGAAAAGUCUUACCCUGUUGACCUGCCAGUCGCUAGUGUUGUCAUUUGUUUCUACAAUGAAGCUUUUUCUGCCUUGCUCCGGACAGUGCACAGUGUGGUGGACCGCACGCCAGCGCACCUUCUGCAUGAAAUCAUCCUUGUGGACGAUGACAGCAACUUUGAUGAUUUAAAAGGAGAAUUAGAUGACUAUGUUCAGAAAUACCUCCCUGGAAAAAUUAAAGUCAUAAGAAAUACAAAGCGUGAGGGAUUGAUUCGAGGACGGAUGAUCGGUGCAGCACAGGCCACAGGAGAAGUGCUUGUGUUCCUGGACAGCCACUGUGAAGUCAAUGUGAUGUGGCUGCAGCCCUUGCUGGCUGUCAUCCGCGGGGACCCACACACUGUGGUUUGCCCGGUGAUUGACAUCAUCAGCGCAGACACACUCGCUUACAGCUCGUCCCCGGUGGUGCGUGGAGGGUUCAACUGGGGCCUGCAUUUCAAGUGGGAUCUGGUCCCCCUUGCUGAGCUGGGCGGGGCAGAUGGAGCCACUGCGCCAAUAAGGUCGCCUACAAUGGCAGGAGGAUUGUUUGCCAUGAACAGACAGUACUUCAAUGAGCUUGGACAGUAUGACAGUGGCAUGGAUAUCUGGGGAGGAGAAAAUCUGGAAAUAUCAUUUCGGAUCUGGAUGUGUGGCGGCAAGCUCUUCAUCAUCCCUUGCUCCAGAGUGGGACACAUUUUCCGAAAAAGGCGACCCUACGGGUCUCCUGAAGGCCAGGACACCAUGACGCACAACUCUCUGCGGCUGGCACACGUCUGGCUGGAUGAGUACAAGGAGCAGUACUUCUCAUUAAGACCUGAUCUGAAGACCAGAAGCUAUGGAAAUAUCAGCGAGCGCGUGGAGCUGAGGAAGAAGUUGGGCUGUCAGUCGUUUAGAUGGUACUUGGACAAUGUCUACCCAGAGAUGCAGAUGCCUGGGCCCAAUGCCAAGGCCCAGCAACCCAUUUUCAUCAACAGAGGGCCCAAACGCCCCCGAGUCCUUCAGCGAGGCAGGCUCUACCACUUCCAGACCAAUAAAUGUCUGGUGGCCCAGGGCCGCCCAAGCCAGAAGGGUGGCCUGGUAGUGCUUAAGGCCUGCGACUACCGGGACCCGACUCAGAUCUGGAUUUAUAAUGAAGAGCACGAAUUGGUUUUAAAUAACCUCCUUUGUCUAGACAUGUCAGAAACUCGCUCAUCAGACCCACCACGACUCAUGAAGUGCCACGGGUCAGGCGGAUCCCAGCAGUGGACCUUUGGGAAAAACAGCUGGCUGUACCAGGUGUCGGUUGGACAGUGCCUGAGCGUGGUGGAUCCCCUGGGUCAGAAAGGCUCUGUUGCCAUGGCGAUCUGUGACGGCUCCUCCUCACAGCAGUGGCACCUGGAAGGGUGAGGUGGCACCAUGUCAGUCUCUGCCAGGCCAGCCCUGUAGUCCUGCUGGUGGAAGGCGGCCAUCUGCAGGUGACCAGGAGUUCCCACUGAGACAUCGAGGCCCCUCUGAGCUGCUUUCAAGGCAUCUGUUGCACUUGGAGGGCCCACAGGGCAGAUCCCGGUGGGUGGACAUUCUGUUUCUGUGAUCGUGCUUCAACCCCUUGGUGAUGGAACUUGUCAUGAUUUCCCUUCUCACAGGACCUCAUUCUGUUAUCAUUUAAUACAUUCUAAAUCGUUUGAUGAAGCUGGUUGAGUCCACAAUUGCUUUUAGCUUCAGAAGGCAUUUAUAAUAUUUAAGAGGCAGUCAACUAUUAUAAAUUAUUUUGAUGACUUAUGACACUGUCCCCAUUUAAAAUAAAGGAUCUUUUUGAUUAUUUAA
Molecule: messenger RNA, 2436 nt
Organism: Sciurus carolinensis (gray squirrel)
Lineage: Eukaryota; Metazoa; Chordata; Mammalia; Rodentia; Sciuridae
Gene: Galnt11
Product: polypeptide N-acetylgalactosaminyltransferase 11
Exons: 12
Coding region: 193-2019 (608 amino acids)
Biological process (GO): regulation of Notch signaling pathway
Cellular component (GO): Golgi apparatus
Molecular function (GO): Notch binding
Source: RefSeq, a predicted model, not a curated record